Molecule: messenger RNA, 526 nt
Organism: Etheostoma cragini (Arkansas darter)
Lineage: Eukaryota; Metazoa; Chordata; Actinopteri; Perciformes; Percidae
Product: vicilin-like seed storage protein At2g18540
Exons: 3
Source: RefSeq, a predicted model, not a curated record
UGAGAACAGGUGCGUCGAGCUCAGCGAGGAGUUAGCCAAUCAGAACGCAGAGUUCAUCCGCCGGCUGGAGUCUGAGGGCGGAGCGCUGCGAGGCAGACAGGAGGAGGUGGAGAAAGAAGAGCUGCUGCGAGAUGUGUUGGAAAAGGAGAAACUUCUAGAAGAAUGUCAGCGAGAGACGGAGGCUCUGAGAAAAGAGCUGGAGCGUCUGAAAGAGAACCUGCAGAGGAGAGAAGAAGAAGAGAGGGAGAACCUGCAGAGGAGAGGAGAAGAAGAGAGGGAGAACCUGCAGAGGAGAGGAGAAGAAGAGAAGGAGAACCUGCAAAGGAGAGAAGAAGAAGAGAAGGAGAACCUGCAAAGGAGAGGAGAAGAAGAGAAGGAGGAGGCCAAGGUGACAGUGGUGGAGGAGCUGAAGGAGGAGAUGCAGAGGCUGCAGGAGAGGAAGAGGAGGCAGGAGGAGGAGAAGAAGAGCCGGGAGUUUGAGGCUGUGAAGAAGGAGGUGGAGAGACUGAAGCAGAGAGACACACAG